GGAAGGCGGGUGCGCGCAAGCUCGCUGGCUGGCUGCCUUUCCGCGGCUGCUCUUCUUCUGAGCGGAUAGAGAGAGAGAGAGAGAGGAAGCCAAGGCAGAAGAGGGAGCGCGAUCGGUGGAGGCGGCCAGCGGAGUUGUGGGCAGCCAGCGGGGCGCAUGGAGCCGUGGAAGCAGUGCGCCCACUGGCUCAUCCAGUGCCGGGUGCUGCCCCCGAACCACCGGGUGACCUGGGAGGCGGCGCAGGUGUUCGACCUGGCCCAGACCCUCCGCGAUGGCGUCCUGCUCUGCCAGCUCCUCAACAACCUGCGCCCGCGCUCCAUCAACCUCAAGGAGAUCAACCUGAGGCCGCAGAUGUCCCAGUUUCUCUGUUUGAAGAAUAUCAGAACAUUCCUUUCAGCCUGUUGUGAAACGUUUGGGAUGAAGAAGAGUGAACUUUUUGAAGCAUUUGACCUGUUUGAUGUUCGCGAUUUUGGAAAGGUUAUAGAAACAUUAUCCAAGCUUUCUCGCACAUCUGUUGCAUUAGCCACUGGAAUAAGGCCGUUUCCUACAGAAGAGAGUGUGAAUGAUGAAGACAUAUACAAAGGUCUCCCAGAUUUACUAGAUGAAACUGGUGUAGAUGAAGAUGAAGAUCUUUAUGAUUGUGUUUAUGGGGAAGAUGAAGGCGGAGAAGUUUAUGAAGACCUAAUGAAAGCAGAAGCUGCCCAUCAGCCUAAAUGUCCUGAAAAUGACAUAAGAAGCUGCUGCCUUUCUGAAAUAAAACAGACUGAAGAGAAGUACACCGAAACAUUAGAAUCUAUUGAAAAGUUUUUUAUGGUUCCACUAAAGAGGUUUCUCACAACAUCAGAAUUUGAGACAGUGUUCAUCAACAUUCCCGAUUUGGUGAAAAUUCAUAGAAAUUUAACACAUGACAUUCAUGAGGCCAUUGGAAACAAAAGUGACCAGAACCUGUAUCAAGUUUUUAUUUGCUAUAAAGAAAGAUUGGUUAUUUAUGGGCUAUACUGCAGCCAAGUAGAGAUGGCCAUAUCUUGUUUAGACAAUAUCUCCAAGACAAAAGAAGAUGUUAAGCUGAAACUAGAGGAAUGUUCCAAAAGAGCAAAUAAUGGAAAGUUUACACUGAGGGAUCUUCUUGUAGUUCCAAUGCAGCGAGUCCUGAAAUACCAUCUACUCCUUCAGGAGCUGGUAAAACACACUAGUGACCUUACUGAGAAGGCAAAUCUGAAACUUGCACUAGAUGCUAUGAAGGAUCUUGCACAGUAUGUAAAUGAAGUGAAGAGAGACAACGAAACUCUCCGUGAAAUUAGACAGUUUCAAUCCUCAAUAGAGAAUAUGAACCAGUCGCUUUUACUCUAUGGAAGACCACAGGGUGAUGGGGAAAUAAGGAUAACAACUUUGGACAAACGGGCGAGGCAAGAUAGGCAUAUCUUUCUCUUUGACCUGGCUGUAAUUGUUUGCAAACGGCGGGGUGAUAAUUAUGAAAUGAAAGACAUCAUUGAUCUUCAGGAAUACAAAAUAACCAACAAUCCCACCACAGAUAAAGAGAAUAAAAAGUGGUCUUAUGGCUUCUACCUCAUCCACAUACAAGGACAAAAUGGGCUGGAACUGUACUGCAAAACAAAAGACCUGAAGAAAAAGUGGCUCGAGCAAUUUGAAAUGGCACUAUCCAACAUAAGGCCACAUUAUUCUGAAACAAGUACCCAUGACUUCAAAAUGCAUACUUUUACUCGUGUCACAUCCUGCAAAGUCUGUCAGAUGCUUCUGAGGGGAACAUUCUAUCAAGGCUAUUUAUGUUCAAAAUGUGGAGCUGGAGUCCACAAAGAAUGUCUGGGAAGACUAGAGCAUUGUGGCAGGGCUAAUUUCGGUGAACACGGGACCCUGAAGCAUGAGAAACGACCGAAUGGACUUCGAAAGAGCUCUAGGCACAUGGAUCCAGGUUUACCAAAAAUGCAAGUAAUUAGACACUAUAAUGGGGUACCACAACCAAGUCCACACGAUGGCCCUCCGCUACAUAUCCAGGUUGGAGACAUCAUUGAACUCAUCAAAGGAGAUGCACACAGCUUAUUUUGGCAGGGUAGAAAUUUGGUGACCCGGGAGCUUGGUUUCUUUCCAAGUGAUGCUGUAAAACCUUGCCCAUGCGUUCCUAAACCUGUGGACUACUCUUCCCAAACAUGGUAUGCAGGAACAAUGGAAAGGCUUCAAGCAGAAACUGAACUUAUUAACCGGGUAAAUAGCACGUAUUUAGUGCGUUGUAGAACAAAAGAAUCAGGAGAAUACGCCAUUAGCAUUAAGUACAAUAACGAAGUGAAGCACAUCAAGAUUUUCACAAGAGAAUGCUUUUUUCACAUUGCAGAAAAUAGGAAAUUUAGAAGUUUAAUGGAACUUGUGGAGUAUUACAAACAUCAUUCCCUUAAAGAAGGCUUCAGAAGUUUGGAUACAACUCUUCAAUACCCAUACAAAGAAUGUGAAAAUUUGCUUGACCAAAGGAGUAACAGAGCAAGCACCAACUCCCCUUCUUUGUUCUGUGGGUUUUCUUUUGUAACUUCUCCAGACUACAGCUUUGUUCCCCCUUCCUCCACUCCUUUCUGGUCAGUGCUGAGUCCCAAGGUCCUUGGUAUAGCUAUUGCCCGCUAUGACUUCUGUGCAAGAGACAUGCGUGAGUUGUCACUACUCAAAGGAGAUGUUGUUAAAAUUUACACUAAGAUUAGUGCCAAUGGCUGGUGGAGAGGUGAAGUGAAUGGAAGGGUGGGUUGGUUUCCAUCGACUUAUGUAGAAGAGGAUGAAUGACUUGCAGAUCAAGUUGGUACUUUUGAUGAUAAACUUCAGGGACAAUGAAACCCAGCCAUCUGCAGCGCAUUAUUCAUCUCCUUAAGUAUUUGAACUGCAGCGCUUCUGUCUGUCGAAACCCUCAAGUCUUAACACUGGGAUUACUGAAGAAGUUUGUGUUGACAGAUUAAUAUCUCACUCAGAGCUGUGCAAAGAAGCAACCUGUCCACAGGCCAUCACUGGGGACCAGUACAAAACUCUAACCUCACCUUCCUGAAAUAUCACUUAAAAACAGACUUGUUUUUCUUUUUUUUAACAAAAGCUUCAUUUCAUUCCAUCUGCAAUGAAUACUAAGCAUAGGUAGCAUUUUACUAACCCCCUUUUCUCCCUCUCACUCCCUCCCUGUUUGGUUGUCCUGUUACCUAACAUUAGGAGCUUUCUCUGUUGUUGCUUACUACUGCCUGGGGGACCGGGGUGUUUGAGCAUUCCAGCAGUCAUGUGGCCAAUAUUAUUUGUCAUGAAAUCCCCAGCAGCACUAAUUAACCUUGCCAAUGACUGCACAUUCACCACGGCUACAAUCUUUUUUUAAAAAAAUUCUGUGGCUAAGCUUAACUCAACAUUAUUUUUGCAUGUCAUUUCUGUGUGUCGAAGUAUGGAUACAGAGGAAUAUAGAGUUUGUUCAAGGAGAAUUUUAACUGGCUUGUCUCAGAAUUUUGCUAAAAGGAUUUGUGAAAGAACCACCUUAAAAAGAUGAAUUGUUGCUGAGCAUAGGAUUGAGUCCUGGGAAAAAAUAUUUACAAUUUAAGGUCUCAGAUAUGGGUUAUUCCUUACAGGACAGUAGGAAUAGGAGAAUGUGUGUUUAGGAGAUGUGCUAUGGUUUCAUCGAUAUAUAGCCUUGAGCAUUAUUUUAUUCAGUUCCCCAGCCAUUUCUAAACUUCUUCUAAUGUGAAAGCUGUGUCCCCUGUUGCCUUUGCAGCUCAGUGGAACCAUUAGUUGCAUAAAGUCAUGUUGUGUAGUUAUUUAAACAAGGUAAUGUCAUUAAAUAAAAAAUGCAAUUCAAAUGACUAAUGUUGCAGAUACAGGCACAUCUAACUGGAAAUGAAGUGUAAUUUUCUCUGGCUUGUAUCACUGAAUGAAGUCAAUUACUCUUUUAAGCACUUCCAAAAAUAAUUUCACCUGCAAUUUUCACUUUCUCAAAGUAUCAGGACAAAUUAGGAAGCACCUUGUAAUCUCUGGGACACUAAGAGACUUUAUAUUCCAUUCCUCAAUUUUUUCAUACUGAACAAUGUUACAGAAUCACAGAAUAUUAGCUUCUUACAAGAGUUUGAACAGCAGUGAAGAAGAGUAUGCAAGCAGCUUGUCGGUCUAAAGCUCACAUCUCACAAAAACAGGAAGGGAAUCUAGCGGGUCUCAGGAACAGUCUUCUAUAGGCAUGUUUGGAUUUGUGAUUCUCUUUGAUUUUAUUGAAAAUAAAAACAUUAAAUUUAUUGAUCACAUCAUUUUGAUAGAAACAGUCGUGGGCAUGUGUAUGUUGUUCUAGGUGCAUAUUUAAUAAAAUGGUCUGUCCUUAAAUGUUAGUCUUAGGGAAGAUUCCAUUGUGGGGUUUUUCUGUAAUGACUACGUUUGUCUGGUAGGCUUGAUAUUAGUGGGCAAAAUUCCUUUGUCAGGACUUAUUGCCUGUUUUUUAUGGGUUGGGUUCGUCUCUAGAUCUGUCAGAUGUAUUGUGCUGUCUCAUCAGUGUUUAAAUGUGAGCAGAACUUCAAAUAACCAUUAAGAAAUGUAGCCUUUCAGCAAAACGUUUUGAUCAAUAGUUUAGAUAACUCAAAGUCACUGUUUGUUAAUUUUUGCAACUCAGGAGCUAAUGGAAGUUGGAGAAGUCAAGCCAUACCUAAUACCUCCCCUCUUCCUAUUGCUAUUCAGGCAUCCUACUUCACCCCUUUCAAAAUGUUGCAUGAAGGUUUGUAACCGUGAGACACUGUUUGUGUUGAACAUCUGUAGUAGAGAAGUAACUUUCAGCAGCUGUUUUCACGGGCUCUAUAUGUACAAUGAUCCCACAUCGCAUCAUCUCCUUCUACAUGUUAAAAAAGUGUUUUUUUCCCUGCUCUAUGGGGCAUAGGAGGAAAUAAAGAGAGUAGUCCAAGGUUGAGCCACCUUUUACUGCCAUGUCAGGGUUAGGCAGGAUCUCUGGGACUAUGAUUGGGAAAUCCAAUCCAAAUCCCCAUGCAUCAGUAGAUCAUUUUCUGGGGAAGGCUCACACUGGGCUCCCUUAUGUGAACUGGAACCCUGCAUGUGGACAGAGAUCUGGGUGAGAACCAUGCUGUGUGUUGUCUUGGUUUCAUGCCUUGUGUUAAGUAAGUUAAAUGCUGCACCAUGUGAUAUUUUAAAUGCCAAAGAUUUAUUACGCCAGAGCCGUUGCUUCUUUCUCCUUGCAAUAUAUUUUCCCCUUUUUCCGUCAGACCUUGUCCUCAAGCAGUGGGCUGAGGCACUACUUUAAUGUGUAAUAUUUUGUAAAUAUGUGAAUAUAUUAAUAAACUGGUCAAUUUCUUGUUUAA
This is a messenger RNA of Anolis carolinensis (green anole), 5312 nucleotides long. It is a transcript of the gene vav3, whose product is annotated as vav guanine nucleotide exchange factor 3. Gene Ontology annotation, biological process: cell migration; intracellular signal transduction; regulation of GTPase activity. The record is from RefSeq and is a predicted model, not a curated record. Gene Ontology annotation, cellular component: plasma membrane; cytoplasm. The transcript is spliced from 28 exons. Gene Ontology annotation, molecular function: guanyl-nucleotide exchange factor activity; protein binding. The coding region runs from base 157 to 2781 and encodes 874 amino acids. NCBI's taxonomy places the organism in Eukaryota, Metazoa, Chordata, Lepidosauria, Squamata, Anolidae.